This is a messenger RNA of Necator americanus (New World hookworm), 384 nucleotides long. RefSeq lists its product as uncharacterized. The transcript has a single exon. The coding region runs from base 1 to 384 and encodes 127 amino acids. The record is from RefSeq and is a predicted model, not a curated record. Lineage: Eukaryota; Metazoa; Nematoda; Chromadorea; Rhabditida; Ancylostomatidae.
AUGGAAUCUUUGGCAACAACCAUUCGUUUCGUCACGCUGAACUGCCGAACACUAUCGAGUGAACUUCAACAAGCCACUCUAUCCAGACUUCUGCGAUAUCUCUGUGUGUCUUUUGCUGCACUGCAGGAAACACGCAUGAGAGAUCGGCCCGUCACCAGCAUCGAAAAUUACACCAUAUACUACAGCGAUGCUGAAGAGAACAAACUAGGUGGCUGCGCGAUAGCUGUGAGGAACGAUUACAAGAACCUAGUGGACGAAUUUGGCUCAACGUCGUCUAGAUGCGCCUUUCUACUGCGGGAUCGCAGAGGACGUAAACUCUGGAUCAUAAGUGCUCACGCACCUACGGAAACCGCUGAGAACAACAGUAAGGACGACCUUCUAUGA